Molecule: messenger RNA, 336 nt
Organism: Microdochium trichocladiopsis
Lineage: Eukaryota; Fungi; Ascomycota; Sordariomycetes; Xylariales; Microdochiaceae
Exons: 1
Coding region: 1-336 (111 amino acids)
Source: RefSeq, a predicted model, not a curated record
AUGGACACAGAGUUCAAUCGCGUCUCGCCCAGGUCCAUGAAAGACCGUUUGAGCAUUUCUCAUGACUCUCAAUACGAGAAUCAAAAUGGCUGGCUAAGACUGCGCCAUACCGACCCCAGGCCACGUAAAGGAGGUAGAGGUAAAAGGGUCCGAUGGGGACCUAUCACACGAUCUCCGGUACGGGCCACAAAGCGUGCCGGCGAAGAUCGUUGCAUAUGCAGUCUAGUCGUGUCGUACCCUGUUGGCCUCGAACGCUUCCCGACCGCGCAGAUGCAUGCAGGAUGGCCUGGUGCUUGCGAGCCAGAAGUGCCCCUAGGUGGAGGCGGCGCUGGCUGA